Molecule: messenger RNA, 1630 nt
Organism: Chenopodium quinoa (quinoa)
Lineage: Eukaryota; Viridiplantae; Streptophyta; Magnoliopsida; Caryophyllales; Amaranthaceae
Product: isocitrate dehydrogenase [NAD] catalytic subunit 5, mitochondrial-like
Exons: 7
Coding region: 118-1212 (364 amino acids)
Biological process (GO): tricarboxylic acid cycle; isocitrate metabolic process
Cellular component (GO): mitochondrion
Molecular function (GO): NAD binding; isocitrate dehydrogenase (NAD+) activity; magnesium ion binding
Source: RefSeq, a predicted model, not a curated record
CAGCAUUUGGAGAGGGCUUUCUUCCUUUUAUAUUACCCCGUCAACUUUUCUGCAACACAACUCCACCACCAAUCUCAACCCCAAAAUUCUCUCUUUCUCUCUCUUCGAUUGUCUUCCAUGGCCGCCCAAUUCUUGCGUCGGGCCGUCGGAAGCCACACUUCCUCCUCCGCUCUCCGCCGUCAAUUCUCCACCGGAGCUCCCAUCACCGCCACUCUCUUCCCCGGCGAUGGUAUUGGACCUGAAAUCGCCGAAUCCGUCAAACAGAUAUUUACUGCGGCUCAAAUACCUAUUGACUGGGAGGAACACUUUGUUGGGAAAGAAGUAGAUCCUAGAACCCAAAGCUUUCUCACAUGGGAAAGUUUAGAAUCUGUACGCCGUAAUAAGGUGGGUCUAAAAGGUCCAAUGGCUACACCUAUUGGAAAGGGGCAUCGUUCACUUAACCUUACUUUGAGGAAGGAACUUAAUUUGUAUGCCAAUGUCAGACCUUGCUUCAGUCUUCCUGGCUAUAAGACCAGGUACGAUGAUGUGGAUCUCGUCACCAUCCGUGAGAACACUGAAGGAGAGUACAGUGGACUUGAACACCAAGUGGUUAGGGGUGUGGUUGAGAGCAUCAAGAUCAUUACUCGUCAAGCAAGUUUGAGGGUUGCUGAGCAUGCCUUUCAGUAUGCAAAAGCUCAUGGAAGAAAGAGAGUAUCUGCGAUACACAAAGCAAACAUCAUGCAGAAAACUGAUGGUCUUUUUUUGAAGUGCUGCAGGGAAGUUGCAGAGAAGUACCCUGAGAUUGUAUACGAAGAAGUUGUCAUUGACAAUUGCUGUAUGAUGCUUGUGAAGAAUCCUGCGCUAUUUGAUGUAUUGGUCAUGCCUAACCUCUAUGGUGAUAUUAUCAGUGACCUCUGUGCUGGUUUAAUUGGUGGUUUGGGUUUAACACCAAGCUGCAACAUUGGGGAGGGAGGUAUUGCUCUUGCUGAAGCUGUGCAUGGCUCAGCUCCUGAUAUUGCUGGAAAGAACAUGGCGAAUCCAACUGCUUUGCUUCUAAGUGCUGUGACCAUGUUACGACACUUGGAACUUAAUGACAAAGCAGAUCAAGUUCAGAAUGCUGUUCUGAAAACAAUCGCUGAAGGAAAAUAUCGAACCAUCGAUCUUGGCGGCAAAUCUUCUACCACAGACUUUACAAAUGCAAUUUGUGAUAAUCUUGGAAUAGGUUCUACAUGAUCAUUUUGUGUAGUGUAUUUCCUUUGAAAUCCAAAACCAUCUUUUUAAUUUACUUUGGAAGGAGAUUGCCAUGCUGUGUCAACAAAGACCUUUGCCGCAGGUUCAUCUUCUCGGAGGAGUGAGCAACACAACCUCAUUUUAUUGAUAGAUUCUUUUUAGCACUUCCCAAGUACAUCGGAAGCCCUGAAGUUUUAUGAAAAAAUUUGUACCAAACUCCAUGAGUCUUGCUAAUUUUACCGAAUACAAAUAAAUAGGAUUUUACCUCUGCUUUAUGUCAAUAAAUUUUGUUUCUGGUAAUUUAUUCCAGAUGAUAUACGAGUUUUAAGGGAUUUCUCAUUUCCUGCUUGUGUUUGAAUCUAUUCUUGUAUUGUUCGAAAGAUUGAUUGCCUUUAUUGUAGAAGUGGAGGGAUUACAUGUA